Molecule: messenger RNA, 537 nt
Organism: Cantharellus anzutake
Lineage: Eukaryota; Fungi; Basidiomycota; Agaricomycetes; Cantharellales; Hydnaceae
Exons: 5
Coding region: 39-491 (150 amino acids)
Source: RefSeq, a predicted model, not a curated record
AUUUAAUAAAUAUAGGAUUGCGCACACCAUUAAUUUGAAUGAAACCUAUGUGGCCCACGUUUUCUCCCCGUGUCCAAUGGAAUUCCCAUAUUAGACGGGGGCCCACUAACCCAAAUUACCCUCAAGCCUUCACUGGUUGUAGGCUACGCACAAUGGGCCUUUGUAUGAGUAUAAGGGGGCUUGACGACAAUGAUAUGCCUCUUUCACAGCCCAUCGACAUUUUUGUUCCAGGUGGAGGCCGUUUUGAGCAAGAGCCAAAAGGAAAUAACGGACCCUGCCGGAUUAUUCAACGGCAUCUUCGGCGCGUGCUCUCCCGUCGUCACCCAAAACCAGAGCCUCAACCGGCCGACCGAUCUCCUAGUGGUAGGGUGCCAUUCCCCCAGCCCAUUACCGAACAAUCCGCGCAUGAACGAGGCCGAUACCAGAGUCUCGCUACCUUUUUGGUCCAUCGUCCGGGAUCGGGUCCCAGAGGGCGGUACAAGACACUGUGAUCCCGACAUGGCGCAAGCGCACAUGUUUUCAUUGGGAAUUUUCGCA